Molecule: messenger RNA, 1796 nt
Organism: Colossoma macropomum (tambaqui)
Lineage: Eukaryota; Metazoa; Chordata; Actinopteri; Characiformes; Serrasalmidae
Product: ZW10 interactor
Exons: 10
Coding region: 15-1151 (378 amino acids)
Biological process (GO): establishment of localization in cell; mitotic cell cycle checkpoint signaling; mitotic sister chromatid segregation
Cellular component (GO): kinetochore; cytosol; dendrite
Source: RefSeq, a predicted model, not a curated record
GUUUCAAAACAAAAAUGGCGACGGAGAAAGUCGUUGCGUUACUGGAACGAAGUGAUCCUUCUCAUUUGAAGCCAUGCGAUUCCACGGAGAUCCAGGAGACUGGCGAGGGGAAGGUUAUGACAUCCUAUUUGAUGGACUGCCGACGAAAACAGAAGCUCAUGUGCCAGCAGCUUUGUGUGUUGGAUGAUAUGUUGAAGCUGCUUGCAGGUAUAGAGUCAGCUGAGCAGUUUCUGAAUGAGCCAUGUCCACCAAACCCAGGGAGUGAGGCUCGUGCUGCCUGGAAGGCUUUGAAAGCAGAGUAUCAGCAGCAAGUUCAGGAAGUGGAGGGCCUAAUAGUCACACUGGAGGAGAAUAUGAGUGAGCUGCACAAUAAACGGCAAAGACUGGAGGCUCUGCUGAUAGCCCUGGAGGCCAAAAAAGCGGAGUGCAGGGAAAAGGAGAGAGCUGCAGCAAAACAGAAGCAGAAAGCUGAAAACCAGCUCAGUUUGCAGUUGGAAGAUUCCCUGCAGACGGCCCAGAAUGCAUUGCGGGUUUGUGACAAACAGCUUUCUGAGCUCAAAGGUGAGGUAGAGGAGCAGCUGGCACGUGUGGCUGAUUGGACGUUAUUUAGAGACAGGUUGCGCGAUAUGCUGGAGGUCACUCAAAAUAAUAUGCAGUACAGGCUGCUGUCAGUCAGCCCCUCUGAGCUGUGUCUUGAACUUCUGCCCCGCUCUACUCAGCAGUCGUUGCAGCCUCUGCGUCUCUCAGUCACUAUUACAACAGAUGACCUGUUCCAUCUUCAGGUGUUUCAGGGCACUGCUGGUCUAUUAGAGGAGUCAGUAGAAGGCCCUAUAAGACAGCUGAGUGCUGCCCUGCUGGAGGUAAUGCAGCGCUACAUCAGUCAAGGAGAGAUGCUUGCUGAAAUCCAAGCUCUUCACUCUAGAUUUGCCAUUGACUGGUGUCCAGCUAAGCGACUGCUGAUCUUCCUGAAGUCCGCCACAACAGUGUGCCAUCUGGAGCUGGACGAGGGAUACCCCUCGGCAGGGAGAGCCAAACUGCUUUGUGUGCGUAAAGACGGCAACCUACUGGAUCUCGCCACCCUACAGCCUCCUGUGGUGAAUCCUGUUCUAACAGACUGGCUUGAAUUCCUCUCCUCCUAUCCGGACCUCUGAGCACAGACUGCAAUACUAGUCAGGUAGAGGAGGGUCCUAAACACUGAUUAUAGUCAGUUCUUACAAUGUAUUACUAGGACGACGUCCCAGUUGUACUAGUGUGUAUACUGAAGUAGUCUUACUGCUAUUUUGGCAAUACAUGUAAUGUCAUCAUUCCUUGCUUCUGAAGUAUCAGCUUGAGCUCUACAUCUGAGCAGGUUUUGGUCCUUUACUGUAAAAAAAAUAGUUCUCACUUCAACCUAAAAAUAUACCUUAUGAUGUAAGAAGUAAUUUGAAGUGGUUGUAUUAAACAAAAAAUACUACAAAAAAAAUUGUUAAUUCAGACUUAAUUCAACUUACUUAGGUUAAAUAAAACUAGUUAAUUGUUACCACAUUAAGUAAUUUUUUAGAGCUGAUGAGACAUUUGUUAUUGUCCUGUUUGUACUUUAAGUGUUCUGCAUUUGUGUGUCUUUGUUACGGUGUUUAAGUCUGCAUUUUACUGUUUCACUGUGUUAGCAUGGGAAAUUAUGUAGCUCUAUGUUUGUUGUCCUAAAUAUCCAAUAGAUUACAUCCAAUAUUAUCUCACUAUAUCAAUUUUCUGCUUCAAUGAUAUACUACAGUAAAUGAGAGUGGCAUGAGAGUCAUUAAAAUUGUUUUGAAAUGUUG